AUGACUUCAGCAGCAACGCCUCUGGUUGUUGACCUAGGCUGCCACUCCCUGAAGGCUGGUGCCGCUGGCGAGGCCCUUCCUCGGGUUGUCACGCGAUCCGUAGUAGGCGUUGCUGCGGUGAAUGAGAGCAGCUUGUGCAGCUCCUCCUCCUCCGCUGCUAGUGCUGCUUCCCCAUCCUCCUCUGGACAGCCACCAGCGGCAGCAGCAGCAGCGGCAGCGGCAUCCGCAGCCGGCGAGCCGUUGAUCCUGCAGCAGCUACUCAAUCCUCUGGAAAAGACGGAUCAUGUGGAGGUGCUCCCCGUCCUGGACUAUAAAGCCACGCGGCUGAACUCCCCGGGGACCUACGUCCCGCAUAGUGCUGUAAGGCUCGCUUGUUGGGGGUGUUUGCUGCAACAACACGGGCUGUUGCAUGCACUUGCGGGGAGGCGGCUGUUGCCCCCCUGCGCUUCUUGCGUGUAUCAGGGUUGCAACUGGGGAGCCCCCAAUGCAGGCUACGCCUUAGGCUCGGAGCGGGGCUUCCUAUUUGCGGAGCCGAACAUUACAAAUCACCAAGUUAGAGAAACUUUCGCGGAGAUCGCGUUUGAGCUGCUGCAAGCUCCCGAGGUGCUGCUCGUUCGGAAGGCAGCUCUAGCUGCCUUUGGCUGUGCGCGCACCUCCGCAGUCGUGUGCGACAUGGGUCAUAGCAACACCAGCGUUGCUGCUGUGCAGGAGGGCUUCGUGCUGCAGCGGUUGCAGCAGGAGAUACCGCUUGGAUGCAUGCAGCUGCUAUCCCUCACACGCCAUCUGCUGCAGCAGCAUCACAUUCCCAUUACGCCUGGCUACGCCGUUGUGCAAGUUGCCUCCUGUCCACACGUGACCAAGAGCUUUCAGUCCUUUGGCGAGCAGCAUGUGCUGGAAGGGCCUUAUAUCCUCCCCGACGGAACCCCCUUACCGCCUGCAGUCACUGCAGCCAUAGAAACGGCUAUCCCCGAUGCGCUUUUCUGCCCAUCCCUUAGGGAUGUUCUUGGGGCUUUAGUGGUGGCUGGAGGGGGUUCCCAGUUCCCUGGACUUGUGAAGAAGCUCAAGGCUGAAGUCGCACAAAUGGGGGCAAGCACCAACGGCGGACGGACGCAAAGCAGCAGCAGCAGCAACGCGAACGGCACCUUGCGGCUAGUGUGCAGUAGGGGGGCCGUAGAACGCCACAUGGCUAGCUGGAUAGGGGGUUCUAUCGUGGGGUGUCUGGGAACUUUCUCGCAGCUAGCGAUCACAAGAAGCGACUAUCAGGAGUUCGGGCCGAGGGGCUGCGUGGAUCGCAAGUGCCCUUGA
Cyclospora cayetanensis is the source of this 1305-nucleotide messenger RNA. RefSeq names its product actin-related protein 4. Bases 1 to 1305 code for a protein of 434 amino acids. The transcript is spliced from 7 exons. Lineage: Eukaryota; Apicomplexa; Conoidasida; Eucoccidiorida; Eimeriidae. The record is from RefSeq and is a predicted model, not a curated record.